Spodoptera litura is the source of this 1700-nucleotide messenger RNA. Its product is annotated as protein AAR2 homolog. The record is from RefSeq and is a predicted model, not a curated record. Gene Ontology annotation, biological process: spliceosomal tri-snRNP complex assembly. Lineage: Eukaryota; Metazoa; Arthropoda; Insecta; Lepidoptera; Noctuidae.
CGAUCUCACUCUCGACAAAUGUCAAACAAAUUUGACAUUUCCCGGAUGUAAACAUAUUGAUCGCUUGUAUUUUUAUCACAUUUUAUUGAUUUACUUCGGGUUUAGCUGAACAAAAUGGACCAAGAAACUGCGAAAAAGCUUUUACUCGAAGGAGGAACGUUUGUUUUCCUCGGAGUACCUCAAGAAACACAGUUUGGCAUAGAUAUGCAGUGUUGGAAUACAGAAGAAGAUUUUCGCGGAAUUAAAAUGAUUCCACCUGGAUUGCACUACAUACAUUUUUCUGGAGUGAGCAAAGGAACUGGAGAUGUGUCGCCAAGAUCAGGCUUCAUGCACUACUUCCACAAAAAAGAGUUUCUAGUCAAAAUGUGGGACAAAGAUACAGAGGACAUGAGUAAAGAAGAGAUUACAGAAGAAAGCAUCCAGCGCCUGAAAGACAAUCUGUUUAAUUUGGACCGUCACCUUGCACCUUACCCCUAUGAAAUAUGGCAGAAAUGGAAACUACUUACUUCUCAAAUACCUGCUGAAUUAGCAGCUAAACUGUCGCCAGAGAAUGGUAUGAUCAGAGCUUCUGUUGAACUCCUUUCUAUGACUGAUGAGGAAAGACCAAGGGGUGUGAAGUCUACAGUGUCGGUGGAAAGUCAAGAAGGUGCCGAAGAGUCUCCAAAAGUCUCGGGUGAAGAUAAAGAAGAAGUUGCUGGACAAUCUACAGCUAAGAGAGCAAAGAGAGGUACACAGGAAGAAAGAGAAGAUGCAAUGCUACCAGAUUUGAAACCUGCUCCAGGUAUGUCAAUGAGAUUCACAGAAAUUCCGCGCGACAAGUUUCCGCCGGGAUCGACACCAGAAGAGAUUACGAAACACUAUUUGGACCAAUCUUAUUCAUUGGAACUUAUGAUCGCACAACAUGAUGAGCCGCUACAUAUCAUUGGCGAACUUCAAUUCGCAUACCUGUGUUUUCUUAUCGGACAUUCUCUCGAAGCUUUUGAACAUUGGAAAAAUCUGGUGAUCCUCAUGUGCUCCUGCGACGAUGCCAUACACAAAUACCGCAGCGUGUUCUUCCAUUUCAUCAGAACAAUCGAAAUACAAAUUGAAGAAAUGCCUGAGGAUUUCCUUGCUGACAUUGUUAUGAACAAGAAUUUAGUUUACAAGAAACUACGGGAAUUUUUCCGUACUGCUUAUGUGAGCAAAGUCGACGGCCGUCUUCUGACAAUGAUUGAGAGGUUCAAGGACAAUCUGACGGAUAAACUGCAAUGGGACUUCACCGGUUUAGAUGCUGAUGAAGAAGACGAAAGGCCAGUUAUAGUCCAGCUGAAUGAGGCAGAGUAAUUCUUAUUAUAAAUUUAAAUACAUUUAAGAUAAUUUUGUUGUCGAUUUAUUCAAACACAUAUUUUAUUUGUGUGGUGAAUCAUUUAAUUAUAUUAUUAUUAAUAUAUAGUACUGUGUAGUUAUGAAAUCGUUUACAUAUUAUGUAAGAUAGGUUGCAAGAGACCAUACAAGUACCUAUGUGAUCUAAAAGACAGAAAAUUACAGAGCACCUUCUACCAUUUUCGGUAGAACCAAUGGUGGCUACCAGUUUUUGUGAACUUUAAAUAAUAAUUCGCCACAUGUUACACAAUUUUUAUUAGGUAGGUACGUAUUUAAGAACUGCCUUACUGAGGUAGUGUGACAAUGGAGGUUGAAAAUGAGAACCAGAUAGGUUCUCA